Messenger RNA from Trichoderma aggressivum f. europaeum, 537 nucleotides. RefSeq lists its product as uncharacterized. The transcript has a single exon. The record is from RefSeq and is a predicted model, not a curated record. The coding region runs from base 1 to 537 and encodes 178 amino acids. NCBI's taxonomy places the organism in Eukaryota, Fungi, Ascomycota, Sordariomycetes, Hypocreales, Hypocreaceae.
AUGACAGCAGCCGUCAAUCGGCAUGUCAGUGUUGACAAAUGGAACAAGGUCAACCCGGGCAAAGAUGCGCCAGUCCAUCGUGAAGCAGCCGGACUCGUUGCGCCGGAGUCGCUCGCCGCGGAAUCGGUGCAGCACGGCGGCGAGUUCGCGCAGAACCGCAAUGUUCAGCAAGAGGGCGUUGCAGGUUCCGAGCUGAAAACCCAGUCCGGUCGCGAAGGCGGCGUUGGUGUUGGUGGUGGUAAGUCCGUGGGUGUGGCGCCGGGCUACGUGGCAGAUCUAUACAUCAAGGAUACAAAGGGCCCUCAUGGGAAGAACAUCAAGGAAGGCGUUGAUGAUGGAGGCAGGGUUGGAGAGAAGAAUGACGGGCUGGCGAGGGCGUUGAGGUCGGAGCCGGGGAGCGAGGACGAUCCGAGCAGGUUGGCGGAAGCGCAGAUGUUUCAAAAGGGGAGUUUGGGAGCGAGGGGGGCUGGGCCGAGACAGGCUCAUUUGGAGGGGGAGAGUAUUUAUGACAAGUUGGAUAGCGAGACUUCUUUGUGA